UAAAAGAAUAAAGUCGCGGAAUAAGGGUUUAAAGGGAGAAAAGAGGUUUUAGCUUUAAGCAGCUGAGUCAGAAGAAGAGGGCCGAUUAUGGCGAAACAAGGCGAUUUGUGGGAUGAUUCUGCUCUCAUCAGUGCCUUUAACAAUGCCGUCUCCAAAUACAAGACGAUGCAUGGAAAAAAAGCCAUUGAUGUUUCAAAAGAUAAAGGAGAGCUUGUAAGCAGCAGUGGAAAUCAUGCUGGUAUUGGUGAACAUCAGGAGACUAAAAGACAGGAGGAUGCAGAUGAGGAAAGUAAUCUUCAAGCACAUAUUGCAACAGAAGUGGGAGAAAGUAGUAAUCCUUCUGAAGUCAAGGAAACUAAUCCUGUGGAUCCACAGAUACCCGAUUCCUAUGCAGAAGUUACUCAGAAUGAGCCAGUGAGCUAUUCAUAUCCACAAGGUGCGCAAGAUUAUAACCAGUUACUCCAACAAUAUUAUGAGCUUGAGGAGAAGAGGCAACAGAUAAUUCAACAGCUUCAUCAAUAUGGUAGUUGGAAUUAUCAAUAUACCCAGGAAGGUACCAGCACUGGUAUGCAGGGGGAUUAUGGUACUACACUUCAUGUCCAUGAACAACAAACUUCUAGUCAAGCAAUGUCCUGCUCAUGUUGCCCAUAUGCGAGUCAAUGUUUUAUCACUCCAUGCACGUCGUUUCCUACUUGUUUCAUGGGUGGCUCAUGUGCUGGUGAACCUUGUACUAAUGUAUGUGGGGUAAUAAAUCCUAGGAAGAAGUUCCCUCAGCAAGACAACCGCAUAGUUGAGGCAGCAAUGGGAGCUACUGAAAGAGCAUUAUCUUCCAUGAAGAUAAAAAAUCCUGAUGAUUCUAAUUCAAUUGAAGCUAACAAAGAGAAAGAAACUGACAGAAAAGAAGGGGGCGAUUUUCAAUCUGCAAGCUCAGAGACUGAUCUUACUGAAGUCUUGAAUGCAUGGUAUUCUGCAGGUUUCCACACUGGAAAGUAUCUUGUGGAGCAAUCUAUUGCAAAGAAACAUCAAAGAUGAGCCUUUUGUCUUUUUUGACCAUGUGAGCGGAUGUGAAAAUGGUUCUGUAAUCAGAUAUUGUUCUUUAUAAUACAAGAUUUUUGGCAUCUCGUUGGCAUGACCAACAUUUGAUCUCUUAGUUACUAUUCAUUACUUGCAUCUGUGCACAUAUUUGGUUUUAAAAAAAAAAGAGAAUUGUGACUGGACUGUAAGUUGUAGUUCAUUACCAUGAUGUUAAGCUUUGCCUGCACUAGUAAACUGGAAUACCCAUUUCCCACCCAUAUGAAAUUUCAUCAUUUUCUUUGGUGCAA
This is a messenger RNA of Humulus lupulus (European hop), 1322 nucleotides long. RefSeq lists its product as uncharacterized. The record is from RefSeq and is a predicted model, not a curated record. Bases 88 to 1032 code for a protein of 314 amino acids. NCBI's taxonomy places the organism in Eukaryota, Viridiplantae, Streptophyta, Magnoliopsida, Rosales, Cannabaceae. The transcript is spliced from 5 exons.